Humulus lupulus (European hop) is the source of this 1757-nucleotide messenger RNA. RefSeq lists its product as uncharacterized. Bases 79 to 1641 code for a protein of 520 amino acids. Gene Ontology annotation, molecular function: transmembrane transporter activity. Lineage: Eukaryota; Viridiplantae; Streptophyta; Magnoliopsida; Rosales; Cannabaceae. The record is from RefSeq and is a predicted model, not a curated record. Gene Ontology annotation, biological process: transmembrane transport. The transcript has 3 exons. Gene Ontology annotation, cellular component: membrane.
AGCUUAAACAACCCAAAGUCAAACAUUCACCCCAUAGCCCAACAGCUCUCAUUUCUCUUCUUCAUUAUAGAAACAAAAAUGAAGUCGGAGACUUUGACGUUAGUGCUGGUGAAUCUGGCUGGAAUCAUGGAAAGGGCCGACGAGGCUCUCUUGCCAGGAGUGUACAAGGAAGUUGGGGAGGCUCUCCACACCGACCCAACUGGCUUGGGAUCCUUGACUCUCUUCCGAUCCAUAGUCCAAUCUCUGUGCUAUCCUCUCGCUGCUUAUCUAGCUAUUCGUUACAACCGGACUCACGUCAUUGCUCUCGGCGCUUUUCUUUGGGCCGUCGCAACUUUCUUUGUCGGAAUUUCCUCCACUUUCUUACAGGUGGCAAUUUCGAGAGGCCUUAAUGGGAUUGGACUCGCCAUUGUAAUACCAGCUAUUCAAUCUCUUGUUGCAGACUCAACUGACGACAGCAAUCGUGGGGUAGCUUUUGGAUGGCUAGAACUAACAGGAAACUUCGGCGCCAUCAUCGGUGGCCUUUGUGCCGUCUUAAUGGCGUCAACGUCGUUCAUGGGAAUUGCUGGUUGGAGAGUAGCUUUUCAUCUGGUUGCACUCGUUAGUGUGAUAGUUGGUAUAUUGGUAAGCUUGUAUGCAAAUGAUCCAAGAUUCUCUGAGACUAAAGAUGGUAGAGCUAAGAAUCAGUACAGGUCCGAAAAAUCAUUUGUUUCGGAGAUGAAAGAACUGAUCAAACAAACAAAAUCAGUCAUCAGAAUCCCAACUUUUCAGAUAAUCGUGGCGCAGGGUAUUUCUGGAUCAUUUCCCUGGUCAGCUAUGUCAUUUGCUACAAUGUGGUUGGAACUCAUUGGAUUUUCCCAUAAGAAGACUGCUUUCCUUCGGACUCUUUACACCGUUGCUUGUUCAUUAGGGGCCCUUUUUGGAGGUAAAAUGGGAGAUGUUCUGGCAAAGCGUUUUCCUAAUUCCGGAAGAAUAGUUCUUUCUCAGAUAAGCUCUGGCUCGGCCAUUCCUUUAGCGGCGGUUUUGCUACUUGCGUUGCCUGAUGAUCCAUCCACAGCGUUCAUCCAUGGACUAAUGUUGUUCGUCAUGGGAUGUUUCAUAUCCUGGAAUGGUCCAGCUACUAACAAUCCAAUUUUUGCAGAGAUAGUAGCUGAGAAGUCUAGGACAAGCAUAUAUGCUCUGGAUCGAUCUUUUGAAGCGGUCUUAGCCUCAUUUGCUCCCCCAAUAGUGGGACUCUUGGCUCAGCAUGUUUAUGGUUAUAAACCAAUUUCAAAAGGGUCAUCCGAUGCAGCGGACAUUGAAACAGACAGAGAGAAUGCUGCAUCACUAGCCAAGGCACUCUACACGGCCAUUAGCAUUCCAAUGGUAAUUUGUUGUUUCAUUUACUCAUUCCUCUAUUGCACAUACCCGAAAGACCGCCACAGAGCGAGAAUGAAUGCUUUGGUAGAGUCAGAGUUGCCUCAGCAAGAUGAAGAGGAAGACAAUUCUCUUUCAAGAGCUGGAUCAAGUCGAAUUCAUGUUACAAAAGAUAUGGGAUAUGGGAUUGAAGAUGGCAUUGAUCAUGAAUUAGAUGACGAUGAUGAGAAGUAUUUGCUUUCCCACAAGCUACCACUUCUUUCAAACAAAGUAGAAGAAAGAACCUGAAAUAAAAUUCGUAUUUUCCAUUAGUGUACAAUGAUAAAAGCUUCUUCACCCUACACUCUUUGAUGAUCAAGAUCAACAUUUGCUUAUGAUAUAUAUAACAAGCAAAUUCAUACUUA